This is a messenger RNA of Sinocyclocheilus anshuiensis, 1290 nucleotides long. RefSeq names its product translation initiation factor eIF-2B subunit alpha-like. Gene Ontology annotation, cellular component: eukaryotic translation initiation factor 2B complex. Gene Ontology annotation, biological process: translational initiation. NCBI's taxonomy places the organism in Eukaryota, Metazoa, Chordata, Actinopteri, Cypriniformes, Cyprinidae. Bases 410 to 1174 code for a protein of 254 amino acids. Gene Ontology annotation, molecular function: translation initiation factor activity; guanyl-nucleotide exchange factor activity. The transcript is spliced from 10 exons. The record is from RefSeq and is a predicted model, not a curated record.
ACUGAAGAAGAAGAAGAAGAAGCUAGUGUAAGCACACUUGUUUACUGUAUAGCGCUAAUAAUUUGAAAGAAAUCAAUACAACAAAAAUUUGUCAGACAAAGUCGCUAAUUUGAAAGGAGGUAGUAAAAUAGCCCUUAUUCUGGUGACAAAGUCAAAAUAUUCCAGAGAACAUUGCAUGUUUGAGCAGUUUGAUAUGGAAGAAGCAGUUAUACGACGGGCUAAAAUGUGAGCACAGGUGCAUUAUGGGUGACAUUCAGAGAAACUGAUCGAAAUGUUAUAGCUGGUGGAAUAUUUCCGAGCGCAGAUCCGAGAAGACCCGGAUGUGGCUUCGGCGGUGGCUGCUAUACGAUCCCUGCUGGAAUUCCUCAAGAGGGAUCAGAGCGAGACGAUCCUCGGCCUGCGAGAGAACAUGACGAAGGCCAUCCAUAGACUAGAAGAGACGGAUUCAUCGGUGGCUGUGUCGUCUGGAGGAGAGCUCUUCCUGCGCUUCAUCAGCCUCACCUCACUGGAACAUCCGGAUCUCUCACAGUGUAAAAAUGUGAUGAUAGAGCGAGGUGAGCUCUUCUUGAAGAAAAUAUCCCUGUCCAGGGGCAAAGUGGGUAAACUGUGCCACACCUUCAUCAAAGAUGGAGCUAAAAUCCUGACACACUCAUCGUCCCGAGUGGUUUUAAAGGUUCUGGAAAAUGCAGCAGCUGAUAACAAACGUUUUACAGUAUAUGUCACCGAAUCACAGCCGGAUUCAGCAGGUAAACAUAUGGCUCAAAAAUUAGGCAAACUCAAUAUCCCCGUCAUGGUGGUGCUUGACGCUGCAGUCGGGUACAUCAUGGAGAAGGUUGACCUGGUAAUUGUGGGUGCUGAGGGCGUUGUGGAAAGUGGAGGUGUAAUAAACAAGAUUGGUACCUAUCAGAUGGCCGUGUGCUCCAAGGCACACAAUAAACCAUUUUAUGUGGUGUCAGAAAGUUUCAAGUUUGUGCGGCUCUACCCUCUGAACCAGCAAGACGUACCCGACAGAUUCAAGUAUAAAGCAGAUAUCCUGAAGACAGUGAAGGAUCUGAACCAAGAGCACCCCAUGAUCGAUUACACCCCUCCAUCCCUCAUCACAUUACUCUUCACGGACCUCGGUGUGCUGACGCCUUCUGCUGUCAGCGACGAGCUCAUCAAACUCUACUUAUGAUGAUGAUGAUGACUGCUCUUCAUAAAGCAUGUGUAUCAUUGCCCAAGUGUAUGACCACAGAUGCACCUGAGAGAUCCUGUAUUUGGAGAGUAUGCCACAAUCCCGAUGUUAAGAUU